Molecule: messenger RNA, 555 nt
Organism: Ilex paraguariensis (yerba mate)
Lineage: Eukaryota; Viridiplantae; Streptophyta; Magnoliopsida; Aquifoliales; Aquifoliaceae
Source: the annotation of a GenBank genome assembly
AUGCACGAAGAUGGGGCGAGCACCGCUAGGGGUGCAGAGGAGGCGAGCGCCACUGGGGGUGCAGAGGAGAAGGGCAUGGAGGUCCCUUGGGUGUCAUUCAUUGCUCGUCCUAGCAACUUGAGAGGGGAGGCAGCACGCGUCAUGAGGCCGGGCGCCCAUGCAAGUGAGGCGAGGGUGGAAGACCAUCUAGGCGAGCCAGUUGUUUGCGCCCAAGGGCUGGGCGCCCGUGGGGCUUUUGGCGAGGUGCCUCAGGCGAUUGGUACUGGCGAGAUGUCGCUGGUGGUGCUGGGCAGUAUGAGUGACCCACCAUUACCGCUGGGCGAGGCAUCCUUGCAGUUGAGUGAGCCUCCCCUGACGCGGGGCUCCUCGGUCAGUAUAGGCAAGCUCCCCUUGGCACUGGGCGAGGCACCCUUGCAGCUGGGCGAGCCUCCCUUGGUGCCAGGCCCUUCAGUUGAGUCUGUUAUUUGCUAUGGUCAGAGCACGAGGAGGCCAACUGGGCAAGGACUAGUUAGCACUGAGGUGGUCUCUUUAGUCAAUGGGAGUGAGCGAGCCUAG